This is a messenger RNA of Orbicella faveolata, 1186 nucleotides long. RefSeq lists its product as uncharacterized. Gene Ontology annotation, molecular function: ATP binding; DNA helicase activity; G-quadruplex RNA binding. Gene Ontology annotation, cellular component: cytoplasm; intracellular anatomical structure; nucleus. The record is from RefSeq and is a predicted model, not a curated record. Lineage: Eukaryota; Metazoa; Cnidaria; Anthozoa; Scleractinia; Merulinidae.
AUUUUGUUAUGACGACUGAAUACUUUUACUCUGUAGUGUUUUCAUUGGUAUGAUAUUCAUUAGUCUCAUCUGCCUGUCUGUAAAAUAGAAACUUGGAGUUGCAAAUUUGGGAGCAGCCACUAUUUUGAAGAAAGAAGCUGUGGAAAACAAAGAUGAACCCAAGUGGAUUUACAUAGAUGAGGAUCGAUUGUCAAAAGUAGAGUCAUUUUUGUUGAAAAACUCAGUUCUUAGUCAGCAACUAUAUGGACCUCAAAACCAACAACUUAUGUUCCAGAGUGACCCAGUCCAAGCAUCUAAACUAUCACAAGGUUCUGCAGUGAAAGAGACUUUUCCUGUAAGCAGUACAUUGGGUCAGUCACAAACUCAGACAGACUGUGCUUCUGCUGGAGCUAGUAAAAAUCAAGAAUUCUGGCAAGAUGCUGAAAUUGUUAAAGAUGAAGAUUUUUCCAACUGGGAGAUGCCACAUACCCCAAGCACUCCAUCAGGCAAAAAUUCACAAAACAAUGCUGGCGACUUCACAUCUGUAAAUUCUACUGCUGCAUCUGGUGUGAUAAAGGACAUAUUUACUGGUUCACCUUGGAGGCCCUUAUCAGCGGAAAAACACAAAAAACUUGACGGACAGUUGCUACAGGAGUUUUCACAAAGACAAAAUAUGUUGCAGUCAAGACUUUCUUGGUUCAGUGAAGACACAAAGAGAUUGCCUGUUGCAAACCAUAGGGGAAAGAUCAUUGAGUUGAUUGAAGCAAACAAAGUAGUUGUUUUAUCUGGAGAAACAGGAUGUGGUAAAACAACGCAGAUUCCUCAGUACAUUCUGGAUCAUGCCAUACAGAAUGGUAAAGGAUCAACAUGCAACAUAGUAGUCACACAGGUACACUGUAGUAAUAGCAUUCAUAUUAAUUUCUUUUGUUUAUCUGUCAGUAGGUCUGUUUGUUUGUUCGACAGACAUUCCAUUUAUUGUAACAGUAAAUUGUCCUUUCGUCAUUGUUUAACAUUUUACAACUGCAUGUCCUUGUUAGAAUUCUAACACAUUUUAUAGUGUCAUCAUUCAGCCUUCAAUGUUUCGUGCUUCUUCCCUAACUCGUAAUGACAAAACAAAAUUUGAACAUAAUCCACAACACUUCCUCUGUUAUGAACUGGUUUUGUUAAUCUGUAAUAACCAUUGAAAAUAAAGUAUCCAAUAGGCAUU